This is a messenger RNA of Homarus americanus (American lobster), 9262 nucleotides long. It is a transcript of the gene lilli, whose product is annotated as AF4/FMR2 family member 4-like. The transcript is spliced from 22 exons. Gene Ontology annotation, biological process: regulation of gene expression. The record is from RefSeq and is a predicted model, not a curated record. Bases 715 to 5457 code for a protein of 1580 amino acids. NCBI's taxonomy places the organism in Eukaryota, Metazoa, Arthropoda, Malacostraca, Decapoda, Nephropidae. Gene Ontology annotation, cellular component: nucleus; super elongation complex.
GAACAGCGGGAAGGGAGUCCAAGUUUUCACUGUGUAGGAUGUGGUGGCUGUGCUGGUUUUCCGCCCAUUUUUACGAGAUGUAAUCGAUAUCUGGAUGUAUACAAGGUGUUACGGGACAGGUGACACUACACAUAUAUUUCUAUCCUAAAGUGCUCAAAAGUGCAGUAAGUGUAUGUAUGUGUAAUCCAGUGGUCACAACAACAACUACCACCACUAUUUAAAGAGAUAAGUAGUGGGUAAGUGAAUAUUUUGAAAAGUACAAGUGUGUUAACAAAUCAAGUGUCUCAAGUGAAGCUGUUGAUGUGAAGUGCGUCACUCGUGUCUCAUUAUCGGGGUGAAGUGUGUGUGAAGUGUUCCUUAUAAAGUGUUGGGGGGCCACUUAUAAAGCCUCUUAAGUGAUGAUUGAAGUGUUGAGGCACUUAUACUGCCUCUUAAGUGAUGAUUUAAGUGUUAAGGCCACUUAUAAAGCCUCUUAAGUGAUGAUUAAAGUGUCGGGUGCAGUGUUGUGUAGUGGUGAUGUAGGCAGGGUGUGGCUGCAGUGUGUGGUGGGUGGAUGUGGCCUCAGGUAUGGUCAACAGACCUGAUCACAUUAGCUGGAUCAACAGCUACCAGAGGUUGGUAUACCCGCACGGUGUCUCCGGGAGGCCACUGGAGGCCGGUACCUCACUGUAAGCUGCUGGUACUCCUGUGUGAGGAAGCCGUAGAGUGUGAGCCAUGAGAGAUGUGGACGGUGCGUUGAAACACAGCAAAGUCAUGUCGUCACGAGAGCGGUCAGCAGCGAAGGACCGUGACCGCGAGAGGUUGAAGCAGCAGGCGCGAGAGAUAAGGGAGUUCCAGGUGUCGUCGGGACUACAAGAGAGGGACCCACAGCCGGUGGUGUUCGACGUAGUGCGUCGCUCUCCUAACGUCAGUAUCCACGACAACAACGUCGAGCGCAUACUAGGCAAGUAUGACAACUUCGCCAGGUGUGGCGGCAGUAAGAUUAACAUGGUGGGCGUGGACCAGCAGCCGCCCACGCCCAAGCCCCUCCACGACCCUGACGCCCUCAAGUUCCCGGGGCCACAGGUGCCCGGCCCUGGGUCGUCCAAGUCGUCACAGCGGUCACUCCCGCCCCCACAGUCCUCUCCAAACGGCACCACGCGGCCGCCCAAGCCGCUGCCUUCCUCCAUCAAACCACCUCAUCCGCCCUCCAACCACGCCCACACUAAGAAUGGCGAAGUGAAGGGCAACCUGAAGGGUGGGCCGGGACCUGGGCCGGGCGAUGGUGGGGGCGGCAGGAAGUCAACGUUGGCUCUGGCCAAGGCCUCCCUCCCGCCCAUCAAGGUGGAGGGCGGGGCGGGGGCGGCUGUGGACAAAACCAUCCAGCAGAUAAUGUCAGAGAUGACGGUGAAGCAUCCCAUGUCCGCCAUCGUGCACACCCCCACACACCACCAAGACCACAGCUUCUUCUCCAGCAUGGUGGGCCUCAAGGAGUCCAAACCUGCCCGCAACUCUUCCCACACUUCCGACAGGCUAGGCAAAGGUCUGGAAAUGUCACGUUCAAAACAACCAAAAGCCCUAGAGGGAAGCCAUGUCAACGAUGAGCUUAUCUUAUCAGAGGACAGCGAAGACGAGGAGAGGGAAGGUGGGGCAACCAAUACCAGACCUCUACUUUCCACCACCCAGUUUGGCACCCCUGCUGGCCACUUACAGUCCUCUCUAGGAGGUCACACAAAUUCAGUUCCCCCACUCUCGCCAAUUUCACCAAAGACGUCGGAGGAAUCUUCCACCUCGGACGACACCAGCGAUGACUCGGAUGUGUCGUCUGAUGAUGAGCAGCCCGAGUGCUCCCCAAAGCCAGAAGAGGGCAACUCCAAUGCGUGGAAGCUGGACAACUUCAUCACGCAGAGGAAGACCAACUCUCCUUUAUCACAGGGGAUUGCCGCUGCUGGGUCAGCGUCGGGGCCUCGGCCCGAGAGCAAGCCACAGAUGGAGGUUACGCCGCCCACUCUGCCAUCUAAAGAAAAGCGGGACCGUCGCGUCAGCAAGCUGCCCUCGGCCUCCAACCCCUGUGGUCGUGGCACUCGGGCUAGUCUGGAGCUGAGAGGGCGAGUCAAGCCAGAAAAAACUGGGGUUUAUGACGACUCCUCAGAUGAAAGAGAGCCACACCCUCGCAGGACUCCCUGUAUAUCUGCGGAGCUACGGCAGACGCCAAAGCAUGGUAAGGACCACGAAUCCAGGGCCAGGCAGUCGAAGACGAAGGCGGCAUCCUGCAGCCGUCUGCUGUGUUCAGACAGUGACUCCGACUCAGAGCCAGGCAGUCCCAGAAAGUCUGGAGCGACUCAGUCGUCGGGUAGUUGUAAUAGUGCCGGUAAAGGAAUACCAAAAGUCUCCGAGAAAAUUCCAAAAACUAAUGUUAGCCAAAUCUCGCGGGAGCCAAACAAGAAGCCCCCGAGGAAGAAAUCUGACUCCUCAAAGAAAGACAGUCAUAUAGGUGCCAAAUCUGAGAAUGGAAAAUCAAAGCGUGAAAGAAAAUCCAUGGAGUUCGUACCAUCUGACAUUGACACUGACUCUGACAGUGACAGCAUUAUUGAUGUAGUGAACACAUCCCCUGAUAAGUUACAAUCUAGGGUGACACCGUCGUCACAGUGUACUCCAUCAAGGACACCUAAAGGUGUUCCCAGUCCUGUGAAAUCAGUCCAGGCAAGCCCCCAUGUAUCUACCAUGAAUGUUAGUGCUACGUAUAAGGACAAUGUAAAAAGAUCCAAUGGUAGAGGACUUAGUGAAGCCAUAAGUUCAGAAUCAUUAACAAGUAAAAGUGAGGAUGAAUUACACUCUCCUUCUGGUCGAGGCCAGAGUAGUUCUCAAAAAGUGGAUGUUGCAAGAGACAAGGGGGCACUGGUGAACCGGGCAUUUAGCACGUCGGCCAAGAAAGACAAAGGGGGACGGGAAAGGGACCCAUUGGAAAAAAAUAAGAAAGGGAAAAAUUUAAGUGAAAAAGUUAGUUGUAAUAAUAAAGACACAAGUGAGAAAAGUAAGAGAGAGAGAAGUAGAGGUGUGAGUGAAUCAAGUUGUGUGGACAACAGAUUAGAGGUGAGGCCUAGUGCUUCUCCUGUAGUGAAUAAGUUGUGCAAGUCUCCCAUAGUUAGUGCAGAACCAAAAGUGCCCAUACCCCAGGUACAAUAUGAAAAUGGUGUUCCAAAACUCACAUGUACAAUACCCCUUAGCUUUAUUGAAAAAGUGCCCAAAUCUAGUGUAAAUGGUGCAUCGUAUGUAUGUAAAACUGAAGUCAAGGAAGAGGUAGAUAAAAAGAAAGUCCUUGACAAUAGAACUAAAGAAGGGAAAGGCAAAAGAAAAACAUGUGACCCUAAUACUAAAGCGUCUGAAGAUGCGUCAAAGCGAAAAAUAAUUACGUCCAUAUUUGGUGGUGUUAAGAGAGUAGACCAUGAGAGUGAUGAUGACAAGGUGAAGAAAGAAGUGAAGAAGGAGAAGAAUGACAGUGAUGAGGAAUAUGAAAAUAAUGAAGUAAAGUCAUCAUCUGUCAGUGUGAAAGAGGAACCUGAAGAAGCAUCAAUGGGUCGGCCAAGCAGCAUAAGACAACGUAAUGUGUCUGCCAGCCCCAUGUCCUCUGUGUCUUCAGACACCUCAAGUUCCAGACAAUACAGAAAGAAGAAGAGAGACAGACAGACAGAAAAGUCACCAUCUUCUCGUGAUAGAAAAAGGCCAAAAAGUAACAGUGAACGUCAGCCUCCAGAGUACACAAGUUUAGUGGCUGGAGGCAGCAACUCCUGUGACGACUGUGACCUUCGCAGAAGUAGAAGAGAUGGCAGCGUGGAGAGUGAACAAUGUGCUUCAUCAAGAAAACGAGGACAUGAUAGCAGCUUGGAGAGCAUCAGAAGCAGCUCCCGGAACAACAAUGAGUCUGGAGAAAAACGUAACAAGAAACCAAAGGUGUCCAAGAGCAAGGAUCCUGGUGAGGCUGCUGUUGGUAGUCCCAGCAUAAGGUCGGCUAGUCAACGCACGGCUGAUGAUAGUCAACAUGCCUGGACUCAAGAGAAAGAAGAUUCCUGGCAACUGAAAUAUCCUCAAAGACUCCAGCAUUCUCAACAAUCUAGUCAGUAUCCCCAGAAGGGCUACAAUGGUGUGUCAGAAGAUGCUGGGGUGAACCCUGAGCCAGAGUUUGGUGAAGAUGAUGCUGCUGCUGCUGUUGCUGCUGGUAGUGGCUCACGCUCCUCUCACCAAAGAAUCUAUGGCAAAGACAAAGCUGAAGAAAGUGGUACAACUCCAAGUGCUGACAGUAAUGGCUAUGCUUCACGACCAGCAUCAGAACAUGAGUCAAGAGUUGGCAGUGCCUCGUACAGAUCAUCUGGUGACCAGACCAAAACCUCUGACUCAGGCGGAACAGAUGCUUCUUCAUCUGCUGCUCAGUUGGACAACAGUGCUCCAAUGGUCGCACCAUUAGCCCAAAGACAAUCUGCCUCAAGUACCACUUCCUCAGCUGCUCCUGCUACCUCUGCCCUCGCCACUGCGAGACCACCUUCUGAACAAUCACUACUGCAUGGACACUAUGCAAAUUCACAAGAGAGACUGUAUGCUUCAUAUUUUGAAAGGAGAUUACCAGAGAUUAACAGGGAUUAUAUGGGGUAUCUGAACAUGGCUAAGCAGCUGAAGCACAUAGCUGAUGGGGAGACAGAUCGCUCUAUGCAGGCCAUGAAGUACCUGGAGGCAGCACUGUACUUUAUACUCAGUGGGAAGGCUAUGGAGACUGACAAUGAUACUUCAGCAUCACUUACCAUGUACAAGGACACUCUUAAUUUUAUCAAGUGGGUAUCAUCAGUAUUCAGAAGAGAAAAUCAAGAAGGAUCCAUCAACACAAAAUUAGCUGUUAUUAGUUUGCGAUGUCAGAGUUUACUGUCACUAAAGAUCUACAAGAUGAGGAGGAUCGAGCACAAGGAGAACCAGAGGCAGCUCAACAGAUACUUCCAGAAUUAUAAUAAAACUGGAGGUGUGGAAACAGCUGGCAGCAAUGGUCAGCAGUGGGGGGGUCAGCGAGCCACUGGCUCUCCUUCCCACUUGUCUCAAACCCCCUCACCUGCUGGAUCUGUUGGCUCAGAAGGCUCCCAGUCAUCAGGCUACACCACAAGCACGGAGGGCACCCGCUCUAAGGGAGGCAUUGCUCCUCCCCCAGUUGGCCACACACCCCCUCAUCCACAACCACCUCAGGGGGCACAUGCCACAGUACCUGUUGUACCCGUGCCUGUUAACAUCCAUAACCUUAUCAUUAAGCAGAACCAGCUCUCUAGCCACCUUGCCUCAGCCCAUGAUAUGUGGAUAGAAGCUGACCAUUACGUCUUUCAAAACGGCAUGCAAGAUUUCUUCAUAGAGCUGGACCGUCAUGUUAGUCCAUUGACCCUCCACUCUUCCCUGUACGAGCUUGUGUGUUACGUGCAGUAUGGCCUCCACCGACUCAAGGACUAGCUGCUACGGUGCACAUUUAGGUUCUGCCACCACUGUUCUUCACACCCAGGGUUUGCUUGGCCACAUCCAACCCCCUGCCCCAGCACAACUUUGGGAGAAGAAAUAUAAAGAGAUUCAGUAUAAUGGAACCUCUGGUGUAGCAAUCUCAAGAAGCCUGAUUUCCUGCACAGCUCGCUAUGCCUUGUCAUCUGAGAAGUUUACAUAUACAUAGCGUCUUAUGAAGCAACUCUUACCACAGGAUCCAGAUACUCAAGGAAAUAACUCUCAUAAGUUUUGAUAGAUACGGUAGUGUACAGUACUGUAGUGCAGUGCUAAGUGAAAUUUUUAUAGGUUGUUCUCAGAUCUCAUUGAGAUGGAAAGUAUAAGAUAAUAGUAGCUAACAAGUACUACAGUCAGUGUGGCAAAUACAUGAGGCUAACGAUAUAUCCUGCUGGUUAUGUACAGUAUGGGGGCCCAAGAUCCCAAAUAUUUGGCUUCCUGGUGUGACAACUGUGAUGCCUUAUCAUUAAAUUUAGUUAUUGAUGGUUUUCUACAAAUAGUCUCAAUGUUUUUAUUAUUAUUAUAAUUAUUAUCAUUAUUAUUAUUAUUACUAUUAUACUAUUGUUAUUAUUAUAUUAUUAUUAUUUUUGUGUUAUACUUCCCACCCAAAAUGUACAAAUUUGCUGAGAGGUCCAUGUGUGUGAAGACAAUGCCUUGUGUGCUCUUAUGAUGUUAAAGUGCAUUCAUGGCCAUUCUCCAGAGAAGUGCUCCAAAACCACUCCUAUGUUAUGGUACUUGAGAGUAGUUCUAGUAUAUGGCCAGAUCAACAUCUUGGAUAUUGAUCAUGACACUGGGUAAAGUAUCAAAGUUGGUUGCCUGACCAAUAGAGAUCUCUUUUUUAGCUGUGUAGCUGUAGACUCUUUGGCGCAUAGUGAUUCUUGAAGAAAACUGGAAAAAGAUUCACUCUUUUUAGGCCAGCAGUGAAGUAACUUUGAUACAGAGACUGUAAUACCUCUUGUGGGGAGGUGAGACCGUGAAGAAAAUUAAUUUCUACACCUCAGGAAAUGCAUUAAUGGCAAUAAUGCUGAAUUGUGAGUGGUUUGUAGGACAUGCCAUCUCCUGAGUAAGUGUGGUCCAAGAAAUGGAGGCAGUGGUGUAAAGUCAAAGGUUGUGCUCCUGAGGGGUUGCUUUGCACCUGCUGUGCCCAUUGUACUCCUACCUGGUUCUGCUGGCCUGUUUGGCAACUUAAAUAAUAUAUUGUGGCAUGUAACUGAGCACACACUCCCUGCCAGAUGUAUAUUUUUGUACAUAUUUUGAGAUUUAAUAAUGGUACUGACAUAAAUAUGUUAAUGAUAUAGUACUUUGUACUGGGGUUAAAUUCCCACGAAAACCUUGAACUUUUGUAAGUAACGAAAGUUGAUAAUGACAAAUGUAUGGCAAUGUUUUCAAUUAUUUUGUCCUUUUAGGGCAAUAUUGUUAAGUAUACUUAAUUUUAUGGAUGCUCAUAUGCUCGUUAUAGAUGAUAUAAAGUUGAUAUUUGUACUUGUAGUCCUAAAUUAUAUUGAACCAUGAAUGCAUUAAAUUAUUUUCUUGUCACAAACCUAUAUGAGAUUUAUUCUCAUUCACAGAUGAAGGUCAUUUUUACUUUUUUCUUAUGGUUGUCUGUUUUAUAUCUCCUUUACUCUGGUUGCCACUGGACAUUGAUCAUGAGUGGGCUGUCUUUUCCCGUCCCUUAUAAUAGAUGCACUGGCAGCUGGCUUAUUUGAAGUCCUCCCAUAUUGUUUGGAUAAAUCACAAACCCUGUUCUCUGUGAUGAAAUAAUCAACACAACUACAACUAGGUGUCUUCAUUUCUUUCUGCCUUGUCACUCUUUCUCACUCAUUCAUAUCAUUUCAUACUUUAUAAUGGAAUAUUAUUCAUAUAUUGUAUAAUAUUUUCAUCUCAUUGAGUAGGUAUUUCACCUGAACUACAGGCAUUUUCUUCACGUUCAAGAAGACAGGUACGAGUGAUAGUUUUUCUUUUACACAAAUUUUGUUACUGUAAAGUUGUACUUCCUUUUGUCACGAUCGCUUACCAUGUUGAUAGCAGGUGGUAACCAGAGGUGGUUGAUGUGGGUAGGUGGUUGAAACCUCACUAGGGACACAAGCUCCUCUUGUUGUGUAAGCAAAUUGUCUUCCUAGUAUGCCCGAGCACUGGACGAUACCACCAUUCUGUGCGUUGUCACUUUUCUUUCAUAUUGUUCAUUCUCAAAUAUGUUUGUUAAGCCAUAUUGGCCAAGAUGAUCUUAACUAACUGUUGGUAAAUGGUUGACUUGAACCAGUGACUAACAUUGUUUGUUUACACAUUACAAAUGUUCCAUUAUGUAGUAUAUUUUGGUGGAGUUAGAAUUUGUGUCCCUGGUGAAAUGGGGCAGCUGAACUGCCAGGAUCAAGUUUAUAAGGUGACUGGACUGUGUGUGGCCAAGCAGGCAGUUGAUGCUGGCUGGCUGGAUAGCACUAGCUGGGUUAGUGAAUUAUGCUGCUGCCGCUCACUCUUGCUUUACUCGUUGACCAGGAUAAAUUCAGGUUCGAUAGUGACGUAUUGAUAUGUGGUUAAGACUUCCGUUAAACAGAAAUAUGCACAAAAUUAUGCAGUUCCCACAGGCUCUGAGUCAGUUAAAGAGAAAUAUGGAGUAACUAUUAUGGAUAUAUUUCCAAUGUUAAGGACAAUGUAGAAAUGUGAUAUGUAAGUGAGUAGUAAUGCUAACACAGUACAAUAUCCUUCCACGAGUAUAGUGGAUUCUGCGCCCCAUGCAAGUCUUCUUAUUGCUUUUUUAAACUAGCAUUAACAAUAAAUUCUCUCUUGUACUUAUAACUUUUCAAACAUCUUCACUCUGUUCCACUAAGGAACUGGGUAAAUCCCACUUAUAGACUUUCCCAAGUUAUGUUCUUCCCUCCAAGUGUGACAAUAUGUUGAUCUGCAUUAAUGGGGCGCCAGUGAAUUAUUGUUUUUACUAUGGAUCAAGACUGUGCCUCAGAGCCUUCCAGUGGCCAGGCCUUGGCAGGUAAGGGAAUCCUGCUCUUAUGUGCGAGUUACCACUCUUCACAGUCCCAACCCUCAACAUGAUUCACUCAUCUGAUCUAACCUGACCUGACCUACCCAUUUUCUGCUUUAAUCUUUCCUGUCAUCAUCAAUAAUUUGCACUUCCAUUCUGUUAAUUUUCUCCUGACAUAUUCUAACUCCACUUGUCUGUUGGCUUUUGACCUUAAUAUUGUAAUCUGUUGUCCAAGUUUUUACAUUCAUAUUAUUUAGAUUUUAGUUCUCACUUCUGGGCUCAUUACUUUUCCAGAUAAUUGUGUCCUUCACCCCUCCAUCUCACGACCAUCCACCAUUUUCACAUCACUUAGGAUUUCCCCUCGCAUAGAUUUAAUGGUACAUUGCCACUCCUCUGUUAUAGAAGUGAUCCCAGUUUUACCGCAUCCUCCCACCUACACAGUAACUGUGUGUAGCCUUGGAUGAGGAUGGCUGGGGUGUGGAGGUGCUCGGAGUGUGGCCGAGACUUCCCCCAACCACACAAACACUCAAACAUACAAGACCAUCUCUUACAGAAAGUGUCCUUCCUAUAACCCAUACUCUCUGACCUUAUUUAUUAUGACUUAAGUAGUGGUAUCAUUUCCGUGUUUGGGCGCCUGGUGUAGAGGAACCCAAAAGCUGUACAAAAGGACAGUCUUAUUUCAAAUCUAUGCCAAGAUUGUAUCUACAAUAAGUAAAUGAAUAAUAAAUAACACAUGCACAGUUUGCUGUUUUACAGAUAUAUCAUGUAAAUAAUAAAGUAUUUCUUAUGUUA